Molecule: messenger RNA, 3557 nt
Organism: Cinara cedri
Lineage: Eukaryota; Metazoa; Arthropoda; Insecta; Hemiptera; Aphididae
Source: the annotation of a GenBank genome assembly
AUGCAAGUUACAUAUGUUAUUGAUAUUUCAUUCGCGUACAUUUUACUUUUGUGUGUGUUAGUAACAAUAUUAUAUUGUAAUAAGGAAUUUGCCUGCUCAUUUUCACAUCGUAUCUCAGUUUUUUCGUGCACGGAGGUCAAGGAUUUGAACGAUCAAUGUUUAUGUAAUAUGUAAGUUGAAAUAUUGUUUUGUACUAAUAUUUUGUUUUGAGACAUCGGUGCAUUCAAUAAAAUCAGUCCCGCACACACUAUUCGUUUAGCAAUUUAAUUGCUACUUUAUUUUACGUUUUAUUUACCUACACCGUUUAUACUAAAAGUAUACACUUUUUUUAAAAAGUUAACAAAGCUACUUACACAUGAUUUCAGUAAAAAUGCAUACAGUGUAGUUAAAGACAGCCACACAUCUUCUAUUACUGUCAAAUAAUGUACUAUCUACAACUGCUCAAAUAUUUCCCAUUACCAUUCAUGUACAGUUUUCAAAUUAUACUUCAUCAGAUUACAAUAUACAAGCAAAACUAUAUACAGUUGAAUCUUGAUUAUUUGAACCUCCAUAUACGAACUCUCUAUUAUCUGAACUACAAUUAGUGUUUCGUUGAAGUACUCGUACAUCCGCGGCACAGAUUUUAUAAUUGUUAUUAAUAAAUUACCAAAAUUUUAGUAUAUAUAUUUACAUAUAUUAUAUAUAUAAAUCAUACAUAAUUUAUGUAUGUACAUGUAUGUAUGUAAUCGUUAGUAGAUAAUCGAGACGCAAUCUAAGGCUUUUAAACAACAAUACACGUUGUUUGUAAUAUCAUAAACUAUGUACAUGAUAUGUACUUUGUGAUGUUUUAAAUGUAUGUUUUUAAAAAAAAAAAUUGUUAUUUUAAACAAUUUCCAGUAUUCGAACUAGGCGCGGUCCCAAUUAGGAUAAUCGAAGUUCUACUGUACUUUAGUAAUAUGAUCUUAGUAUUAUACAACAGUUUUUGAUUUGAUAAUUUAAUAAUUAAAACUUAAUGCUGGGUAGGUAUAUAUUAGAAUAUGGUAAUGAACCAAAUUAUUAGAUUAGAUAAGUUAAGUAAUUCAAAAUUCAAUUUUACUUCAGUUUUCAUUUAAUUAUAAAUAUGUCACUAAUCUAAAUGUGAUAUAAUUCUAGUUUAGUAGCCACGCAUUUUCCAACUUAUUUUUAUCAACAAAUGUAAUUUUUAUUGUGAUAAUUAUUGUGCAAUUAUAAUUAGGCAAUCAAACUUAGUUUUUGAAUUAAUACUGAAUUUAGUAUACACUGGAAUCUAUCAUGUAUACUAAAGUAAAGUAUCCCUAACAUUGUAAAUAUUAUAUGUGUUAUGUUAAAUAACACAAUAUUGCACUUUUCGAAUAUUGGUUGUUGUAGCCUAGUGGUGAUACAUACCUAUUGUCACCCAUUGUCAUUUCAGAGGUCCCUAGUUCUCAUUUCUUGAAGGCUUACUUUUUAAUGCAUUCUAUGUUUUUUUAAGUUUUAAAUGUUUUGAUUGGUAUCUCAUACAAUAAUAAUUAUUAAAAAUAAUUUUCCUUGUAAAAUUUAUUUUUUUAUUCAAAGGCCUACUUGAGGUGAUGUUGCCUAGCAUAUUGAUUAAUAUUUUUGUUUUAAUACUGAGCACUGAUGUCAAUAUGUUGUCGACAAAAUAUAUUCAAUCUCUGCAGUGGGCGUCGACACCUUGUCAUUAUUUUCUUAACUCUCCCAAUAGUAUCAGACUUUUAACAAGUCAUUUGUUCUUCUGCCUUAAGUAAAACCUCUUAUAUUGUUAAAUUAGUCAUCAUUUGGAAUUCUGGCUAUUUUUAUAAUAUCGAUACUUAGAAUCUUUUGGAUCAACAAAACGGGGGGGGGUCGCCCAAUUCAACUCAUGUUACAGUUCGUGUUAAACUAUCUGAGCAACUAUAAAGACCAAGUGACCUGGCCGGGUUUCUAGGUGCAACCAAAAUGCAUUUGUUUUCUAAUUGUGGGAUAUUUUAAUUUUAUGGAAUAAUUGUAUGUGUAAAAAUCGGAUUUCCAUGCAAUUGUAUUUUUUUAUGGCAAGUUAUAAAUCUUAUAGAAACAUCAAGACGUUUUUUUUAAAACAAUGUACUAAUUAGUACUUUUGUAUGCCAUAAUUUAUAAUAAUAUCUAUUAUUAAUAGAUAGUAUUUUGUAAUUUAUGUUACUUUAUCAUUGCUUUAUUAUUAUUAUUGUUUAUAAACGCCAAACGGCAAUUUUACGUAGUGUAACAAUUAUGGUAACACACAUAAGUAAAAAAAAAAAAUAGAAACAAUUUAAGGGGCAUUAAUAAUUAAUAUAUAUAUAUUAUAGUUAGCUGGAUUUAUAAAAGUGAAAUAUGUUGCCUAAGGAUUAAUUGUUAUUUGCAACUCCUCUGAACAUUUGAUGCAGAGUAUGAUUGUGGCCAUAGGAGGUCUUGUAAAUUGGAACAUUAUGUUAUAUUAUGUUGUUAUAUGAAGUAUUGGACUUAUAUAUAUAUAUAUCAAUAUAACAUAAUACAAAUAAUGCCCAACAACAAGUUUGAUAUAGAAUGUGUGUUUUCACAUAUUAAGUGACAGGAGACAUAAUUUUACAGAAAAAAAACUUAGAUAUAUAUAUGUUAAUACAUUUUAAUCAAAUAUUAUAAAUACUUACGAAUAAUUAAUAAUAUUAUAAAAAAUAAACAGCAAUAGAAAUAAAAUUUGAAGUAACUUUCAUAAAACUAAUAAUGUAAUUAUUAAUUACCAAUACAAAUUUAUUUUUGCACAUUUCAGCAUUUUAAUUGCUCAUUUUUUAAGUGUUAGCUGUACAAAAAUCCAGUCUUCAAUUAUACGUAUAACCAGAUAUAUAUUAUAGAAAUACAAAGUGUCAAUUUUCAAACUGUAUUACUUGAAAACUGCCUUCUGCUAUUUUUAUUUUUUUUUUUUUAUUAUAAUUUUUAUUACGUUGAAAUUUCUGAGUUUGGAAAAAAAAUUGAAAAAUAUGUGUGAACGCUAAACUAGAUUUGUUUCAUAAAUGUAUACAUUUAAUGUAUUAGGCAUUCUAAUAAAUUCAGUUUAUAAUGAUAAAUAAAUUAUUAUUAGUAGUAAUCUGGUUCUUAUAAUGUCUAGGGAAGUGUUGGUUAGCAUUAAUUGUGAGUGAACUGAUAGAAUUUUUUGCGACAAAUUUAAAUGCUGGUUAUCUCUAACCAGGUAUUGUAAGAAUAGACCUUAGUAUACUUAGUAUAUGACAAUAUUUAUCAAAUUAAUGUUUGUUGUACUCUAUUAUUGGAUUUACCAACACCAUGCGAAUAAUCUAAUUGAUACAUAGAAAUUAAUGCAUCAUGUUUUAAUUAAAUUAUUAAAAAAUGAUUAAGGUUGAUAUAAAAAAAAAAAAAUAGCAACAGAGGCAUAUCAUGGGUUAUACAUAAUACUAUUAAUACUUAGUAAAAAAUACUGUAGCAAAAUUGUUUUAGUAACAUUAUAUUAUGGAGCAAACAAAAUAUUUUGAUUCAGGGCGUUUUAGUUUAUAGCCAUGCCACUGAAUUAUUAUUUUUUAUUUUUUUAAAUUAUCUUCCAUAAACUUUUUCACCUAUAUAUUUUUUUUUUUAGGUGA